AUGGUCGUUCUGAACGUUUUGGGUCAUUGGAGUGAUUCCGUAUAUCAUACACAACACAUCAUACCGUUCAUGAUAUCAGCAUUCUAUAUCACCUUCCUCAUAUCGUUGUUCUAUCGUUUACAACGUAUUGACGAUCGUGCGUGGAACGGCGAAAAGAUAACCAUCACCAGAAGAAUGAAAUCACCAUCAAUGGAAGGAAGACAUGGGAAAGAACUGUAA
Anisakis simplex (herring worm) is the source of this 219-nucleotide messenger RNA. NCBI's taxonomy places the organism in Eukaryota, Metazoa, Nematoda, Chromadorea, Rhabditida, Anisakidae. The record is from the annotation of a GenBank genome assembly.